AUGGCUUCUACCUUUGUCAUUGUCACCGGUGCCAAUCGCGGCAUCGGAAAAGGUAUCCUGGAAUUAUAUCUGAAGAAGCCCAACUAUACCGUGAUAGCUGCAACCCGUGACCCAAACCACCCAACCUCAAAAGCUUUGACUGAUCUGCCAAAAGCUAAGGGCACUUAUUUAGAGAUCAUCAAAAUCGACUAUCUUUCUCCGAAUGACCCCGCUGCGGCAGUCAAAGAGCUAGCCUCCAAGGGUAUUACCCACAUCGACAUCCUGGUCGCCAACGCUGGUAUUGCUCUUUCUUUUCCUAAGGUGUCUGAAGUUGAGGUGGAUCAUAUCCAAAAGCACAUCGACGUCAAUGUGUUUGGCUUUCUCCGUCUCUACCAGGCUUUCCAACCCAUCCUCAAGGAGGCACAGGCCCCUAAGUGGAUAACAAUCGGAUCUAGCUCAGCUUUCAUGACGGUCAGUCUAGUCAUUCUGAACUUCAUCCCAUUUCAUAACGCUGCGUACGCUCCCACUAAAGGUGUUCAGCAUUGGUACACUAAAGCAAUCUCCACUGAAGAUUCUUGGUUGAAUGCUUUCAUAAUUGAACCAGGCUGGGUUGAGACUGAAAUCGGCAACCGAGGUGCCGAAGCCUUUGGGUUCGAGAAAGCCUUUGUUACUGUAGAAGACAGUGCUGAUGGAAUAUUGAAGGUCAUUGACGCGUCCGCGCUGCAAACUCAUAGUGGAAAGCUGUUCAAGUUUGACGGCAACGAGGAGCCUUGGUAG
Penicillium taxi is the source of this 756-nucleotide messenger RNA. RefSeq lists its product as uncharacterized. The transcript has 3 exons. The coding region runs from base 1 to 756 and encodes 251 amino acids. The record is from RefSeq and is a predicted model, not a curated record. Lineage: Eukaryota; Fungi; Ascomycota; Eurotiomycetes; Eurotiales; Aspergillaceae.